UCACACUCACACACACAUUGCGGCUAUGAGUGGGCAUGUACAUGUGUGUGUGUUUAUGUGUGUUGUGAGGCGCAUUGAGCAGGCAGAAACCCCACACUGCCUCCAGCUUUCAGCGCUGCGAGGAGAAAACACUCAUGUCUGGAGCUCGUGAAUAAAGCAGCCAUGGAGCACCGAGGAGGCAAAACCAGCGACAAAGAAAAGCACGAUCCUGCUGCGCCUUCAUGGAGCCAAAAUGGCGGCCCGGAGGAAGAGUGUGGAUACCCGGACGGUCCCGAUGAAGAGAAGCGGCUCAAGAGAGUCUCACGGGCCGCGAAACCAGCCGAAGAGCAGCCGCGACUGAACUUCCACAUCCCCCGGAAGAGCAGAGAAAAGAGAGCUCUGUUUCAGCAUGUGUCCCUGGAGUCCCGGGAGUUCUCCGAGAUCCAGCAGAUCCUCACCUCCAGCUAUAAGGACAGCUCCUCCGCUGGGACGUUCCUGUACUCCAAGCCUCGCCUUGUGCACAACGACCCGCUGGAGAAAGACUUCAUGGAGAAGCGGCGGGAGCUGAAGCUGGACGGGCGCACGGAGAAGGAGCUGUCUGAAUCCUUCUGCUUCCUCUUGUGUGACGCUCAGAAGGUCUCCGUGGUGUGUGAGAGAGGCCUGUCUGUGGGGAGCAGCUGGAUGAACAUGCUGGGGAAUCCAGCGAAAGGGGUUUACCUGUGUCAGUUCUCUGACCUGCUUCAGAUCACCCCCAUCGAGCCUGGAUCCACGGGAAACAUCGUCAUAUUCAAAGUCAUUAAGGGUAAAGUCAAGAGUGUGCAUGACUGUAUGUCCAGAUGUAUAGAUCCCACUCCUAAGUUUGACAGCCACUUCUCCAAGAACUCAACGCGCGUGACAUCACUGCAGGCGUACAGGUCGUUCGAGUACACUCAGCAAUACUUCUACGAGUACGUGGACUUCGAGAUCUCGUCCCGGCCGAGACACGUGUGUCCGUACGCUGUGGUCUCGUACAGCUUCAAGAGUAGAGAGACCUCCACGGCCGUGCCCAAACCCCUUGCUCCGCUCAGGACCAGCAGUCAGCCAUCGGGGACGAGCAGAGGCAGGCGCAGCUACACCGUGUGGCGUGGGCACUUCGUGAACCAGGGGAGAGAUAUGUACCAGGCCUGCCUUCGCUCGCUCUCCCGCCCGUUCCUGCCGUACAAAUUGCCGGAGAAGAUCGAGGUGGGCACCGUGAUGCGUCUGCAGCAGGUGAAGCAGAAGAUGUCGCCCGCACUCUUCUCCUGGAGCAUCUACACCGGCAGCCACGAAGUGUGUAAGAAUGGCAUGGUCUGCUGUCUGUUUGACGUGGUGGAGAAGGACAAGAGCUUGAGCGCUCUGCUGCAGACUCUGGAGGAGCAGGGACUGGUGCUGGUGAACAUGGUGAAGGACAGAGGGUUCCUCUUCUUGCUCUCCUCCAGUCAAAUGGCCAACUCCAGCGAGCGACGAGGCGGCUGGAAGAUGUCGUGUAUACAAGCACUUUUCAUUUAUCGAGAGAAGCGAGAGCUGUUAAAGAGCCCGGCUCCCUGCCGGCCGGCGUCCUCCGAGCGCUGGGGUCCCGUCAUGCCCCAGCACGACUCGUUCGUGUCCGCUCUACACCUGGCCCUGAGCAAGGCCCGUGCGGACCCCCCCGCCGACCCCAGCGCCUGCGUACAGCAGUCGGUGUGCGAGUACCUCACGCACCUGCGGCUGGGCAAGCCCAUGCAGCGCGUGCGCACCGACUACGACCCCAAGCUGGACGUGCGGGAGAAGCUGUUCCCUGCCCCCCGGCAGAAGCCCAGCAUAGAGCCGUUCCUGCGGCCCUACAUCUACAGCCCGGGCCUGUUCACGCUGGGCCUGCACGGCCUGAAGGCGGAGGUGGAGGAGCUGGUCCACGCCGGCACCGCUCAGGAGAACCCCGAGAGAGUGCAGGAGCUGCUGGAGCUCAUCCAGCUCAACAAGAAAAGCUCGCAGGGUGGCGCAGGGGCCGAGGCCGCGGAGAAGAGGAAGGGGGAGCUCCACGCUGCCGAGGGAGCCGCCAAACGCCUGAGGAGCAAGCCCAGCGAUGAGCUCGCGGAAGCAGCGGAUGAGCGGGAGUCUGCUCCUCAUCUCUCUGAUGUCCUGAGCAGCGUCGGCCUUCAGGACACAGACCUGAGGAAGGACAAGUCUCAGAGUGCGCUGAAGGUCAUGCAGAUGCUGGAGAGCUUCGGGAAGACCAGUCUCGACACAGACCUGCGCAAAGACAAGAGCCACGGGGCGCUGGAGGUCAUCAAGCUGAUCGACACCCUGACCAGAGCCUCCUCCGAGUCCCCCGCCGACUCCGAGCUGAAGGAGGCGGACGACAUCUCUGACACCGCGCUGUUCGACAGCAUGCUGAGACUCGGCCUCCCCACGGACCGGGACAUCGACCUGAGGAAGAGGUUCAUCCACGACGACGAGCCCGGGAGGACCGACGGCCUCGAGGAGGAGACGGCCGGAAGCCUGAGCAGUCUAGAAGCGUUCAGCCCGUGCUCAGACUCAGGCGGACAGCAGCGCGGCGUCAACCUGCUCGGAGAGAAGACCAUCCCGUGGGUGCUGAUACCCAUCACAGGUCUGAAAACGGAGCGAUAUUCCCAGAGACAGAUGGACUACCCUGAAGACCCCCGCUUCGUCCAGAGCCCAGUCGUGUCCACACACACCACACCUGACAAGAAGGAGCUGUCGCCCGCCUACCAGCCCGACAGCAGCAACACCGCCUGCGAUCUGGAGGAUCCUGCCGACGCGGCAGAGGAGGACGAGCCCGUUCCUGCGGCCGCGGGAGCUGAGAGCCACACUCCUGCUGACCCGGCGCUGGGGCCCGGCGGCGUCGACCUCAUAGUGGACGAGCAGAUCUCAGGCUUCUCCUGUGAGGUCGAGCAGCUCCUGAGGAACAGCCACAUUUAUUACGUCUCGAGUUUAAGCGCUCUGGGCUCGCGAGGACCGCUCAAGACUCCAGUCCUGCCACUCUCUGAUUACAUCUCAAACUUCCACACACCCUUCCCUGUCACCAACUACAUCAGCUCUUUCCAGGACAGCCUGAAGGAGUUCAUAGACUCCCAGAGUGCCAGUGGAGCCCGCUCCGCUCAGGAACUCGUGUCUUCGUCCACUUCUGCACCUGAAGUUACCUCAAAUGUCCCUGAUACGUCCUCCAGCAUCUAUCCUUGUGCUUCCUCGCCUUCGACCACCACUUUUGAGUCGUUUCUGAGGCCGUGUUCCCCUUCUAGCGCCCUACCGGACUCACUGACGCCACAUCACCCGGGUGAUGUCCACGAGCCUCCCCGAACGCUGUGGCCGCAGGACUCCGAGAGCCAGACCCAGGAAGCCAACAGCACCAGUGCUCUUGCGGAGAUGAACGGGGGUCCGGAGACUACGGAGAUGGCCCACACACACACUGAUGACGUCCCGAUGGCCCACGUACACACACUCCCUGAAGAUGUCCCGAUGGAGCGCGCACACACUCUCACUGAAGAGAUCCCGAUGGAGCACGCGCUCAGCUCCAUCAUCCAUCAGCUGCAGCCGGAGGUCAUCAGUAACCUGGUGGAGAUCCUCAAAGGGGUUCAGAAGAACUCGGUUCACUUCUACAUCCAUUCCACCAACGAGGAGGAGGAGAGCGACGUCUGCUGGGAAAUAAAGGAAUAUUUGAAAAAGUUGGGGGAUUUGGAGUGUAAUCCUCAGGCUUUCCUCGAGAAAAGCAAUAGUCAAGAUAAACUACUGGUCAUCAUCCCGAAUAUGGACAUCGCCACACAGGUGCACAAGAUCCCUUCUUUGGUUGCGCUGAAGAAGCAUCCCUCUGUGAGCUUUGCUGGCGUAGACAAUCUGAGUGACAUCCAGAACCACACCUACAAUGAGCUGUUCCAGUCCGGGGGCUUCAUUGUGUCCGACGAGCACGUGUUGAACCCAGCCGUCAUCACCGCAGAGAAGCUUCGAGAUAUCCUCGAGCACAUCGAGCGGCUGAACUCUCCUCAGAGCCCCUGGAGGUGGAGGAUACACUUCAAAUCACACAAGAAGCUCCGAGAGCACAGCAGGCUCAAAGUGGAUGCCUUGAACUUGUACGAGAUCCUCACGGCUUAUGAGAAGAGGCACAUUGUGGAGAUCCUGUCGUACCACGAGUGUGACGCUCCGUCACGAAGAGCACCGGACCUCGGCUGUCUGGUGGAUCUGCAGGCGAGAUUCGUCAAGCAGCGACACCUGAUAUUUCUCACAGGCUUCCAGUUCGAGAUGUUCCCCCAGUACUCGAGCAGUGGCAUCAUCAUCGCCAAUGUUGACGACGUAAAGUUUGUGAUAAGCAGUUUAGCCAGUGGAGAGGCCGUGGCCAGCGUCCCGCCUGUGGAGACUUACCCCACUCCUGAUCCAGCGUCAUUGAGAGAUGAUAGCAUGUCCAUGGACUCGGAUCAGGACUCUUCAGGUAACACUCAGUUGAGCCAUGUUGUUACAGACCAUCAGCCGUCCCCGUUCCCUCCCGCCUCUGAACCCGCUCUUCAUCAACACCCAGCGGACACCGAAACCAGCGACACGCCCAAAGAGUUGGACUUUAAAGCUCUCAGCGAAGCAAUCUCUCAGUUCAAGGCUUCCAGGAUGCUCGCGCAGUGUGACGCAGGCGACGCUUUAGAAACGUCUUUUCGAGUGGAUACUCACCAAAGCUUCCUCGGCGAUCUGUGUGAUUUCUCCUCGGACACCCACGACCCACCGCCUGAACCCGCCGCCCCGGCUCCAUCUCGUGUUGAAGCUAGCGCCGAUGCGGACCAUCAAGGAGGAUCGGUGUGUGUCCUCACACCGGCCGCACCAAUCCCUGAAAACAAUAACCCAGACCCUGCGGCGCAAACCAGCCCGAUCCCGGUCAUAGACACGCGGUCCGGCAUGACUGCGAGGAAAGCCGAGGGUGGUCAAGCGUCCAGUGUUUUGGGGACCCCCCCGAUCAGUUUCCUUUCCACACCUAGAUAUGGCAUGGGCGGUUUUUACCCAGGACUGCAGGGUUCUGGCUUCAUGUCCGCCACACAUCAAGCCAUGAUGGGGUUUGCGUCUGGGUUCGGACACCCUCUUCUGAACUGCACGGUCUCCAAUGGCCUGGGUGUGGUGGGACCUCCCGCCUGGAGAGGGCUCCUGCCCAAUAACAGCGUUCCGAUGGCGUGGCACAGCUCGGCUCAAGGGUCCUUAUCGCCGGGCCUGUGGGCGGCCCGCUUCGGCAGCAACGUCCAGCAGAUCCAGAGUGCCCCGUUCCUCCAGAACUGGCAGAGAGACGCACACCGUCCCGACGGGGGAGGCUUCGGGAGCUGGUGAACCCCCAGUGUGUGUGUGUAGAUAGUUUAACACGUUUACAGCUGAAAAUCUCAGUUUGUCUUUUGUACAAUAUGAGAGAAAUGACACGGUUCCAGGUUGUGAUUCAUUUCAUAUUUUUCAGAAAACAUAUUUUGUAUUUUGCUUUUGCAUGUUGGUCGGGCUGAACAUGUUGGUUUCUUUCCCCUUUUGUGAAAAAGCUCAAGGCCUUGGUUUUAGUAUUAUUUUUUAUAAAGCCGAUUAACAUUAAACAACUUUACAACCAA
This is a messenger RNA of Pimephales promelas (fathead minnow), 5552 nucleotides long. The record is from RefSeq and is a predicted model, not a curated record. Lineage: Eukaryota; Metazoa; Chordata; Actinopteri; Cypriniformes; Leuciscidae.